AUGCCGCAGAAACUGAGUUUGGUUAAUGGAGUGAUCUUCACAGGAGGCGUGGCCAAUAGACCUCCUUAUAUUGACGUUGUUAAAAAAAUUUAUAAGGAAAUCUUGAGAAUGAAUGAUGAUGAUGAUGGACACCAUGUCCCCCUGCUUGCUAUCUGCUUAGGGUUUCAACUGCUUAUCGCGAUUGUGAAUGUGGAGCAUUCAAUGAAACUCGAGAGAUUUGAUGCAGAAAAGCAUCCUUGGACAUUGCAAUUGGAGAACAUAGACUUUAGUGGAACUGUUCUAACGAGAUGUGGUUCAAAUACCAGUAUACUUACAAUGUUGAACUCUAUGCCUCAUGUUAAUCAAAUUUUGCAGCAGUACUUCCAACUCUGA
Molecule: messenger RNA, 372 nt
Organism: Salvia splendens (bonfire salvia)
Lineage: Eukaryota; Viridiplantae; Streptophyta; Magnoliopsida; Lamiales; Lamiaceae
Product: gamma-glutamyl hydrolase 1-like
Exons: 4
Coding region: 1-372 (123 amino acids)
Biological process (GO): tetrahydrofolylpolyglutamate metabolic process
Cellular component (GO): vacuole
Molecular function (GO): gamma-glutamyl-peptidase activity
Source: RefSeq, a predicted model, not a curated record